AGCGGGAGCCGGCACGACCGACACGACCGGUCCGUGACUCGCGGCGUGGGGACCACGCUGUACAUGUCGCCCGAGCAGCGCGCGUCGCGGCCGUACGACUUCAAGGUGGACGUCUACGCGCUCGGCGUCAUCUUCCUCGAGCUCUGCUGCCCCUUCGGCACCCAGAUGGAGCGGAUCACCGAGCUCACCGCGCUGCAGCGCCGCUGCGUGCCGCGCGCCCUCGCCGCGGCGGCGCCGCAACUCGCGGAGUUUGUCCUCUGGUGCACGGCCACCGACCCGCGCGAGAGGCCGACGGCGGAGGAGGUGCUCACCUCGCCGGUCCUCUCGCCGGUCGGCGCCGUGCUGCGCGUCUCCGCGUACCGCCGCACGAUGCACCAAGUGCUGCCCCGCAUCCAUGAGACAAUCGAGCGGGUGCGGCGCGUGCGCUCCUUCACGGCGGCGGACGGCGGCGGAGGCGGCGGAGGCGAGCGGGGCGAGGGCGGCGGAGGCGAGGAGCUGAUCGUCCUCGACUACGUGCUGGACGACGCGAGCGGCUCGGGCGGCGGGGAGGCCCCCCCGGCCGGGGAGCGGGCCGAGCUCGAGUCUCUGCAGGCCUCGCUCGCCGGCAUGGAGGGCGUCGUGAGCGUGCGGGCGGGCUCGCCGCCGACGGCGCCUCUCGCGGGAGAGGCGUCGCCCGCGGGCCUCACCCCGCUCCAGCUGCCUGCGGGCGGGCCCUCCUCCUCCGCCGAGUGGGGCGCCCCCUUCCGCCUCCCUCCGCCCUCGGACGGCGCCGCGGCCGACGGCGCAACGGCUGCCCCGUCCGCCGCGGCCGCGUCGAAGCGCUUGGGCGGCAGAGGAGGCGGCAGCGUCCUGCAGGCGGCCUCCGCGGCGGGCGGCGGAAAGGAGAGCGAGAGCACCGCGUCGGGUGGCGCGCGACCGUCGCCGUCGCCGCCGCCGGUGCCGUUCCUCGCGGCCGCCCCCGCGGGCUCCAAUCCCCACGCGCGGCUGCGGCGCUCCAGCUCAUUCGGGGGGCCCUAGUGCUGGCCCUCCCCUGUACUCCCGCCCGCCGCCCCCUCUCCUACGCCGCAUGCGUUGCCCACCGCGCACGCCACCGGACUACUCGCGAGCUCCGGGGCAGGGGGCCAGAGCGGUGGCACUCUGUUCUUCUUACAUGAUGGGUAUAGCCA
This is a messenger RNA of Emiliania huxleyi CCMP1516, 1166 nucleotides long. RefSeq lists its product as hypothetical. The record is from RefSeq and is a predicted model, not a curated record. Gene Ontology annotation, biological process: protein phosphorylation. Gene Ontology annotation, molecular function: ATP binding; protein kinase activity. Lineage: Eukaryota; Haptophyta; Isochrysidales; Noelaerhabdaceae. The coding region runs from base 64 to 1017 and encodes 317 amino acids. The transcript is spliced from 8 exons.